Lotus japonicus is the source of this 2076-nucleotide messenger RNA. RefSeq names its product probable E3 ubiquitin-protein ligase RHC2A. The record is from RefSeq and is a predicted model, not a curated record. Gene Ontology annotation, cellular component: cytoplasm. The coding region runs from base 291 to 1481 and encodes 396 amino acids. Gene Ontology annotation, biological process: protein ubiquitination. Gene Ontology annotation, molecular function: ubiquitin protein ligase activity. The transcript has a single exon. NCBI's taxonomy places the organism in Eukaryota, Viridiplantae, Streptophyta, Magnoliopsida, Fabales, Fabaceae.
AUCUUCGUUCCACGCGACACAUGUUUCUGCCGUCGCCCUCGUUUUCUCUGUCCCCCUCUCUCUCUCUGGAAAAUCUCAAACCCUCUCUAACAUUAUUCGAUUUUUGAAUUUCUCUUACCCGAUUCACUCGCUGCUACAACAACACCAUCAACAAGAAGAAGAAAAAAAAGUAACAGCAGAAUCAACAACACACCUUGAUCUAUUGAUCUCAUUCAUUUCAGAAUUUUUUAUUUGAAGAAAAAAGUGAUUGUCUCGAUUUUCGAGAUUUUGAUCAUUCGGGAUCUAGAUAGAUGAUGUCUUCUGGGACAUCUUCAUAUUGGUGCUACAGGUGCAGUCGCUUUGUGAGGGUGUUUAGACAGGACACGGUGGCAUGCCCUGAUUGCGAGAGUGGAUUUAUUGAAGAGGUUGACCAUCCAGCGGCGCGUUCUGUCCACGCGGAUUCCCGCCGCCGGAGGUUUCCUGCUGCGGCGAUGUACAUGAUCGGCCAACGUCCCGGUUCUGAUCAGACUUCGCGUCCCUCUGGUUUGCGCCGAACGCGCCGUAACGGUGGUGAACGGUCGCCGUUUAAUCCGGUGAUUGUCCUCCGCGGCGCCGCCGCCGCCGCGGAGGAAGGGGAGAGUCGAGGGUUUGAGCUGUUUUAUGAUGAUGGGUCUGGUUCUGGUCUUAGGCCUCUGCCGCCGAGCAUGUCUGAGUUUCUUCUGGGAUCUGGGUUUGAUAGGCUUCUGGAGCAGCUUUCUCAGAUUGAGAUUAAUGGUAUUGGGAGGUAUGAGCAUCCUCCGGCGUCGAAAGCGGCUAUCGAUUCGCUACCGACGAUUGAGAUUGAUUCGGGUCAUUUGGCUAUGGAAUCUCAUUGUGCUGUUUGCAAGGAGGCUUUUGAGAUGGGAGCUUCGGUGAGGGAAAUGCCUUGUAAGCAUAUAUAUCAUCCUGAAUGUAUUUUGCCGUGGCUCGCGCUUCAUAAUUCUUGCCCUGUUUGUCGCCAUGAGUUGCCUGUUGAUGCUGCUCCGAGUCCACAACCGGCACCGGUAACAGGGCAAUCUGUUCCUGUGAGUGAGGAGGAGAAUGUGGGGUUGACGAUUUGGAGGUUGCCUGGUGGUGGUUUUGCUGUGGGGAGAUUUUCUGGUGGGAGGAGAGGGGCUGAGAGGGAGCUUCCUGUUGUAUACACUGAAAUGGAUGGUGGGUUUAACAAUGGGGGUGGUGAGCCGAGGAGGAUUUCUUGGUCUUCUAGAGGGAGUAGAGGGAGGGAGAGUGGAGGGUUUGGGUUUGGUUUGGGGAGGAUGUUUCGAAAUUUGUUUGGUUGCUUCAGAGGUGGUAGUGGUGGUGGUGGUGAUGGAGGAGUUGGAACAGCAACGCAGCGCUCUACUUCUACUAGAGAGUCUCGGUCAUUGAGGGCGAGUUCAUCUCGUUCUAGUACUAGGGAUCCUUCACCGCGAUCACGCAGGACUUGGUCUAUGGAUGUCAAUAGUGGAAUGAGAGCAUGGUAAUUUGGGGGAGAGGCUAAAAAUCUAAACUUUGUUUUUGGGAUUCCUCAUCUGAGGCGAGGGAAGUUCUGUUUAAGGGUCAUAUAUGUUGAUGAAUGAAUGUACAUAAUGGGAUUGAGGCCAGGAUGCUAUGCAAUUGUAAUGUUUUCUGCUGGACAUGUCUGUGGUAGAUCGAAGAUCGAUACAAUGUUGUCAUGUUGGAUGAGGAAUUGUCUCCGUAGAACUCAUCAUUCAUUCUCUAUUAGCAAUAACCAAUUGAGACUAAGAAGAAGCAAGCAGAAGCAAAGGCAGAAACCAAUAGAGGGGAAACCAAACAUACUGAUAUCCUGUAAUUUGUGGGGGAGGGGGGAACAUGGCGACCGGUAGUACCUUCAUUUUACUUUGAUAAUGAACUGAAGCAACUUCAUAUUGUUUUCUGUUUUUGGGUUUCCUCUUUCUAGUCAUUGAACAGACUUCAUUUAGCUUCAGUUUAUAUGUUCAUUCAAAUUCAGGUCAUUUUCUUUCUUUCCCUUUGAAAGAAAACACAAGUUCAAUUUUCGAAUGCAUGCUAUGCAUAAACCCUUGAAUUAAAUUGAUUGUUGCUGAUGACUUAUUUCAA